AUGAGAGCAAAGUUGGAUGUCUUAGCCCUGGUCUUCAUCGGCCUCUGUGGGACCAUAACUGUCACUGCCCUGCCCAUGUGGAGGGUCUCUGCCUUCAUGGGUGCCAAUCUCAUUGUCAUGGAGGAACUCUGGGAGGGUUUAUGGAUGAACUGCUACAGACAGGCCGACAUCAAGAUGCAGUGCAAGGUGUACGACUCACUGCUAAUUCUUCCACCAGAGCUGCAGGCAGCUAGGGGGCUCAUGUGUGUGUCCAUAGUCCUGGUUGUUAUCUCCCUGUUUGUCACAGGAUGUGGGACCAACAAAAGCAACUGCUGUGGCGACAAUACAAAGAGCAAGAACAUCACUCUGGCCUUGGGGGGUAGUUUGUAUCUGCUUUCCUUUUUGACCACACUCAUUCCUGUAUGUUGGGUGGGGCAUACAGUCAUCAGCAACUUCUACAACCCAACGGUGCUGGAUUCUCAGAAACGGGAGCUAGGGGAGGCUCUCUUCAUUGGCUGGGCCACUUCUGGUAUUCUGCUGAUCACUGCCGUUAUCUUUCUGUUAAGCUACAGCAAACGUAGAUCAAAGGAGGAAGAGCCUUAUACUGAUGUGCAUCUUAUGCCAGUGAGGGAUGUACAGACAGAGGGGAGUGUGUCCCUUGGAAGGAUGCCAUCCAGCUUUCAUAAGCAUCAAGAAUAUGUCUAA
This is a messenger RNA of Cottoperca gobio, 684 nucleotides long. Its product is annotated as claudin-17-like. NCBI's taxonomy places the organism in Eukaryota, Metazoa, Chordata, Actinopteri, Perciformes, Bovichtidae. The record is from RefSeq and is a predicted model, not a curated record. Gene Ontology annotation, cellular component: bicellular tight junction; membrane. Gene Ontology annotation, molecular function: structural molecule activity.